Messenger RNA from Meloidogyne enterolobii, 1127 nucleotides. NCBI's taxonomy places the organism in Eukaryota, Metazoa, Nematoda, Chromadorea, Rhabditida, Meloidogynidae. The record is from the annotation of a GenBank genome assembly.
UUUCUGAUUUCCAUCUUAUAAGGUAUUUUAAAUUUCAGCAACUUUUCAUUAACGCUACUUUGUGUGUAGCAAAAAUGGCUGAUGAUACUAUGUUUCAAAGUCUUUUGAAUUCCGUUGCCCAGCUCAAUAAGGCUUAUGUGAGCGAAUAUAUAUCUGGUACUCAAUUAAACUAUUUGGCGGUCGUGAUUGCAUUAUUUGGACUUUGCGUGUUAUUUCUUUACUAUAUUUUUACUUCUGAAAAUGAGAAGACAAAGAAUGAGACAAAGAAUGAAACAAAGAAUGUUGUGACAUCGGAAGGCCAAAAGAUUAAAGAUGAGAUGCUUUCAGAAAUUCGAAAUCUUUUCCAGAAUUAUUCUCGCACAAAUGGACAACAAGAACAGUCAUUGGUUAGUAAGCAGUCUCCAUUGGAUAUUACACCAUUAAUAACUGCCUUUGACCAAAAGAUUGCAAAUAAGUAUUUCAGCUUUGAUUAUGACAACUUUAAUUAUUCUGCUAAAAAUUUGAAUGGGCUCAGCAUAAUUCCUGCCGAUACAUCCAAUUUUCCAUAUUUUGAAUGUGGUGUUUUCCCUGACAAACAUUUUCAACUUGAGAAAAUAUUAUUUCAUUGGGGAUCACGUCAAAAUAAUGGAAGCCACCAUUUUAUCGACAACGAAGGAUUUGCUGGUGAAAUUCAAUUCAUUCAUCGCAACACAACUUUUUCUUCAAUGAUGCAGGCACUGAAGUAUCCAGGCGAUCCAGGCGCAUUGUUCAUUUCAGUUUUAUUGCAGCAAGGAACAGAAGACAAUCCAGCACUUGAACCAUUGAUGGACGUACUCACUCAAGUAGAAUAUCCUGGCACUGAAUCUUCGCGUUUAAAGAAUUUCAAACCUUCUCAACUUAUUCCGGCUGACAGGAACGAAUUUUGGUUAUAUGAUGGGUCUGAAACUACUGAGCCGUUCCGUGAAACGGUCAAAUGGAUUUUAUUGCAUGCUAAAUUAUCUAUAUCUCUCAGCCAAUUACAAAAGCUUCGGGAAUUACGUAAAACUCGCAAAGAUCAUGAACUGCAGCGUUUACUUCUUUCUAAUCGAGACAUUCAGCCUGUAAAUGGAAGGAUUGUCAAGUCGUCUUUUUUGUGGAAGGGGUUGUAA